AUGCAACAGUCGCGUCUGCUUCCUUUCUCAAAAAUACUACGAGGCAAAAGGAUGAAGAAGUGAAUACACUACAUGUUGGCAGAUGAUGCAAAAUAUCAACAUUGCAAAGUGUUGUGGAGAAAUAUUCUCUUUUGAAAGAAUAAUUUUCCUGUUUGUUCUUCAAGGUUGUUUUCUAGAUUCAGUCUCUAGCAAUUGUGAUGGCUGGUCUUUUAGUUUCCAAAAGUCAAUCACAGCAUUGAAAGGAUCCUGUGUGGAGAUUCCCUGCACUUUUGACUAUCCACAGAGUUAUGGAGAAUUCAACUUGAUUUGGUACUCUUAUGCAUUUUCUAGUUUCCCACAAGUGUUUAAUAAGAAAUAUCCCUCAGAAGUGGCACCAGAAUAUAGAGACAGAACACAUCUAGUAGGAAAUAGAACAAACAGCUGCACCCUGAGGAUCAAUCAUGUAGUAAAAGAAGAUGACUAUUAUCCAGGAAUAAAUGAAAAUAUUAACUCUUGGUUUUGCAAUAACAAGGAAUAUGUAUCAGUGAGAUUACAAGAGACUCCAGAUAAACCAUUACUGCAUGUGCCUGAGAACCUUACAGAAGGAAUUCCUGCGACUAUCUCCUGCUCUGUAAAGCACACAUGUCCCUCAAACCCUCCUUCUCUGAAAUGGAAUAUGACUGGUCAAGGCAGUGAGCGACAUGAAGAUCUAACAGGGGACUGGCAAGUUGUUUCAGAGCUUUCAUUUGUUCCAUCCUAUAAGGACAAUAAUAUACCUCUGAUGUGCACAACUGUAUAUCCAACUGGACAGGAAACAUAUACUGUACAGACCUUACAAAUUAAAUAUUCUCCAAAGGAUACAACGAUUGUAAUUAUUAGUGAGAAGAUUAAAGAAGGAGAUGAUGUAACAAUGACAUGUAAUAGUAAUGGUAACCCUAAAGUAAAGAAUUACAUAUGGUACAAAGUCAUAGACCAUAUCCCUGAUAAACUGCAAGAGCAUAAUAAUAAAAUAAUUCUAAAAAAUGUGAGCUGGGAGAAAGAAAGCUAUUACUGCUCUGCCAUAAAUGAAGUUGGAGAAGGAAGUUCUACAACAAUAAAUCUUCCUGUUCAGUAUUCUGCCAAAGGAGUCAAAGUAAAUCAAAAAAGAGUACAGAUUGGAGAAGCGGAAGUCUUUGUACUUGAAUGCCAGUUUAGUAGCAGUAACCCCAGACCAACACACUAUACCUGGAACAAGGAUGGGAUUCCCAUAGAUAAUGAAGUUGAAUCAACCAUUAGACUGUUUACUAGCAUUAACAUAACACACUCAGGCAAUUAUAGUUGUGUUGUGCACAAUGACGUGGGAACUUCUUCAUCUUUACCAGUAACUGUCACUGUAACCUCUGAAAAUAGCAAGGAUGAAAUUGCAUUAAUUCUUGGAGUCACCGCUGGACUUAUUGUUGUGAUAUUAUUGGUUCUAGUGUCAUACAUUUAUCUAAGAUGGGGAUUGUUAAAGAAGUCAUCUUCAGAGAACAAAACAAAAAAGAGCAAUACAAAUAACAAUAAUGUUCAAGAAGAAAUACCUAUGGAUGAACACCUCUAUGGAAAUGUUGAAGCUGGGCAAGAUUUCAGCCAUACAGUGGAUCCAGGUUCCAACAAUGUUCAGGAUCCAGAAAACAUCUAUAGUAAUGACGAUGCACUCUAUAGCAAAUGUAUGAAGAAAGAGGAAGAGAUUUCUUAUGUUGUUAUCCAGCACGAACAACAAAACAGAGUUCAACAUCAGUUACAGCAAAACGAAGAAACAGAAUAUAUAUUAAUUAAACAUUAAAUUGCUAUACACAAACUUAAGUUUUCUUGUUGGCUUUAAUCAAGCAUUAAAUAUUUAUCUUAAAAUUGUUUAUUUUAUUUUGCCAAAAUACUAAAACACAUUAUUAAACUUCCUUAAAACUUG
Messenger RNA from Bombina bombina (fire-bellied toad), 1906 nucleotides. Its product is annotated as B-cell receptor CD22. Lineage: Eukaryota; Metazoa; Chordata; Amphibia; Anura; Bombinatoridae. The transcript is spliced from 11 exons. The record is from RefSeq and is a predicted model, not a curated record. Bases 83 to 1783 code for a protein of 566 amino acids.